This is a messenger RNA of Centruroides sculpturatus (bark scorpion), 477 nucleotides long. RefSeq lists its product as uncharacterized. Bases 1 to 477 code for a protein of 158 amino acids. The record is from RefSeq and is a predicted model, not a curated record. The transcript has 2 exons. Lineage: Eukaryota; Metazoa; Arthropoda; Arachnida; Scorpiones; Buthidae.
AUGGAAGAUAAAGUAAAAAUAGAUGAUGGGUCAUGGUUAAUAGUUCCUAGAUUGAAACCAAAAAUAACUGAAGAUGCCUAUCCUUCCAUAUUUCCAAAUUGUCCAGCUUACCUUUCACAUAAGCCUCCAGCCAAAAGAAAAUCUGGUAAUGACAGAAGAAAAGAAUUAUUUGAACGUGAUAAUCAACAGUUUUGUGAAUGGUGCCAAAAACAUAUCAUUAAAUCAUUUGCAGAUUUGGAAGAUGGUAUUUCCAAUCAUGUUGCAAAUUCUUGGUUGUAUUUAUUUGAUACAGAAUAUGUUUUAUUAUAUAAAAUUACAAUGUCAGAUAUUCCACAAGUAACCCAUGCUAUUAAAUUGCUUCAAAAUUUUGAUAUAUGCAUAUAUUUUAAUGGAACCCAAUUGGAUAACAAAAACUUUGAACGGCUGUUAGGAUCAGAAAAAAGUGUGAUUAAUGGACUAAAUUUGAGGCAUUAUUGA